Theobroma umbraticum is the source of this 754-nucleotide messenger RNA. It is a transcript of the gene STOMAGEN, whose product is annotated as stomagen. The record is from RefSeq and is a predicted model, not a curated record. NCBI's taxonomy places the organism in Eukaryota, Viridiplantae, Streptophyta, Magnoliopsida, Malvales, Malvaceae. Gene Ontology annotation, biological process: positive regulation of stomatal complex development.
CAGUUUAUCUCUUAUGGUCAUUAAUUGACCACAAUUCUCUCUCUGUCUCUCCUUCUCUCUCAUUUAUCCUUUAUAUAUAUCACCUUCUAAGUUUACACCAAUGCAAAGGGGAGAAUGGCCAACAUUCAAACAAGCUACUUACUUUUGCUACUCUUCACCUUCUUCCUUGCCGCACAUGUAAUGCAAGGAUCCAGAACUCAUGUAAUACUUCCUAAUUUCCAACAAGGGGUCUCUCAUUCUUCUCCAUUGCAUUUGCAGGGCACCAACGAAGCAAAGACGAAUAGAAAUUCAAGGAGAUUGAUGAUUGGAUCCACAGCGCCCACCUGCACUUACAAUGAAUGUAGAGGAUGCAAAUACAAAUGUAGAGCUGAACAAGUUCCGGUAGAAGGAAAUGACCCAAUCAAUAGUGCAUAUCACUACAAAUGUGUUUGCCAUAGGUCAUAAAACAAAUAUGUAGUAGGUUGAGUGGAGUAGACGUGUGUGGUGUAUUUUGCACUAGCUUCAGGAGAACUUAAAAGUCCAGAUUUGUUUUAUAUCCAAAUACUAUUUGGUCUCUGCAGUUUUAUGGAUUGUGAAGAGUGUCCAGGUUAGCUGUUCUGAUUUCCUUUUGGCACAGCAGGAAUUUCCUGCUAUAUGGUUAUCGUGCAAGCUUCUUGAGGGAAAGUGUAUCAUUAAUUUCUUCUUGGCAUGUUAAAGUUGAAGUAGGAAAUUUCUUGUUAUAUAAAGGUCUAUAAGUUCAUUUAAGAGAUAUCAA